CUCUGGGCAUAUAGCACAGACACAUAGUCAGAGUAGUCAUUUGGUUUUUUCAGGCGACUGAGGUGAGUGUUGGGGACAAAUGGGUGGGUACAUUUUGGGUUAGACUGUAUUAUCUGGGCACAAACUUUCCCAAACAUCAGCAUGUGUACCCACUAUUUAUCUCGAUUACAUUUAAUUCAAUAAAAAAAUUGUAUAUCAUUUUAACCACCAGUCAUAAUAAUCAGAUACAGUGUUGAUGGCACAAUGUACACAUAGUAUUCAAUUGGCUUCCCAGUCUACUGAGCUCAGGUACAUGGGCAGAAAGAUGCGGUACGGGGUUCACAAUAAAUUGAUUUAUAUGGGGGUGAAGGUAUCCGCUCUGGCCCAAGCCAAUACCUGUAUUACUGCAGCAAACGCGGUUAUUCCAAGGUGCUACGUUCACCCCAUUUGCUGCAAUAAUACCGGUAUUGGCUUUCUAAUUUGUCUUUGAAUGGGGCAAUUCUGCUUGACAGAACCCCACACAAAUAUCUAAACCUUUACCGACUAGGGAUCAACAAAAACUCCAAUACAAAUCAGCAAAAACAACAAUAACACGUCAGAACCCCCACUGAAGUUUAUUAAGACCUAUAUAUGUAUUACAAAAUAUAUAUUGGGAGGGCUGGAAGCUACAGUUCAUUAGAUUAAGACAUGGAGCCGUAUCAUUUCCUUCACAUGUUUAAAUACAAACAUUCAGUAAUAUUUUAUGGAAGCCUAAUAGCUUCAAAAAUGAUUUCUCACAUCUUUUCUUUCCCUCCAGAAAAUCAAGUGAAUACAACAAUGGGAUCUAAAUCCAAAAUUUUUAAAUUUUUAUUCAGCUGGUUGCCAUGUGUGAAACAGAGGUUAUCAGAGAAAUCUGGUUCACCUGAAAUCAAGAUUCUUCUGGAGGCCCCUGUUGAACAACAGCAACCAGAAACUUGCCAGGAAAAGGAGAUAGUAGUUCCUUGCCCUACCCUUCAAGAAGAUAUAAAGAGGAUAGAAGAGGUAGAGAAAUUAAAUUUAGAUGCUGAUGCUGAGGAAAGAAAAUUAAAUACCGGUAGAGAAGAAAUAUUGAUGGGCCUCAAGGUGCAACUGCAGAGAUUUGGCCUUCAAACAGAGCAUCAAGUUUAUUUUAAAGCCAAGGUUGACAGAGCAAUUAAGGCAAACAAAAUCUUCUGGCUGUAUUUUGAAUUACCUGCCCUCUGUGAAAGCCUAGAGAGUAGAGGAUGGGUACGGAAAUGUUCCAAUACAUUUGAUGCCGAUGCUGAGGAAACCGGAUUCUACAACCCAAACAGCUUUUGUCAAAAUGUGGUGAGCGUUCCCUUUAAAGUGAAGCCCACUCUCAUCUGGACACUGGAACCAAUGGACUUCAAGCUUCUGGAACAGGAUCAGAUUGCAAACUUCUUUGUAAACGAGGAGUUCACCAGUAAGGUGGGACUGUACAACACAUUAAGUGAACUAAAAUGGUUUGCUGAUGUGGAUGCGGACACAUUCUUCCCGCGCUGCUACAAUAUGAUAGAGGAAGAAGACAAGCUGGGAUUCAUUGAGGACUUCAGGAUGACCGCAGCCCGUGGUAUCCUACAAUGGGUUAUAAGAAUGAAUGAGAAGCCCAUUAAAGAAGAAGAUAUUUGUUCCAGUCAGGAAGAGAAGGGUGCGAGCAGUGCUGUCUCCCUGUCAGACAUGACAAGGAGAAACUGCACUAAUGCUGAAUCUGUUCCAGAGGAAAUUAUUGCCUCUGCCCUUUAUGCCUGUGCUAUGUACCUGAACAGCAAAGAGCAUAAGGACAUAGAAGUGGAAUUCAAUGAGAUUGAUUGGACAGAAUUUCUGCAUUGCUACUAUCAGAUCAUGCAUGACGGUGCCAGCAUUGAGCACUCCGAGCAGUAUGUUGGCCUAUGCCGUCGUGUUCUACAGAAGAUGGAGGCAGUGCACCCACAGUUGGGUAUAGAUGGAGAAAAUAAUGUCUGGAUCUUAAAACCAGCAGCUCUAUCCAGAGGAAGAGGAAUAACUUGCUCAAAUCGACUGGAGGACAUACUCCAGUUAGUGGGAAACCACUGGAUAGUACAGAAAUACAUUGAGAGGCCUCUGCUUAUUUAUGGCACCAAGAUUGAUAUGCGCCAGUUCUUCCUAGUUACAGACUGGAACCCAUUAACAAUCUGGUUCUAUAAGCAGAGCUACCUCCGUUUCUCAUCACAACCUUUUACCUUGGAGAAACUAGACAGCUCUAUACACCUGUGUAACAGGUCUAUACAGAAACACCUCGAGAACUGCCCAACCCGUCACCCUGACCUACCAGAUAUCAACGUAUGGUCCAGUGUACAACUGCAAGAGUACCUAUGUAUGAUAGGGGCAGAACAUGCCUGGGAAGAGGUGAUGGUGCCAGAGAUGAAGGCAAUCAUCAUUCAUACCAUGCAGGCUUCCCAGACUACAGUGAUGAAAAGGAAAAACAGCUUCGACUUUUAUGGAGUUGAUUUUAUGUUUGGAGAAGACUUUCAUCCGUGGCUGAUUGAGAUCAAUCUCAAGCCGGAUAUAACGUCUCCCACAGUAGUGACUGAAGGCAUCUUUAACAGCCUGGUUGAAGACACAUUAAGAGUUGUUCUGGACCGUAAGGAUGACCCUAACUGCGAUGUGGGAGACUACGAGCUUAUAUAUCAACAGCCGGAAAUUGAAGAACCUAAAGAUUCAGAAGAAAAUCUAAUAGUGAGAGGAGUUUCAAUUACAAAGCCUAAGUGAUAGACAAGCCAAGCAGGGUCACCCUUGGAGUCUAUCAACGAAGAAAGUAAAGAGAGAUCCAGCUACAUGACGUAAUAUGUUCAUUAGGCCCCCUAUAUUGAAAACUAGGAGGCCCUGAGCAGUGACUGAUGAAGAUGUAGCUGAAAGAACAAGAGGGAGGGUGGGAGGAGGGCCCCCUACAUAGAAGACUAGGAGGCCCUAAGCAGUCACUGAUGAAGA
Xenopus tropicalis (tropical clawed frog) is the source of this 2943-nucleotide messenger RNA. RefSeq names its product tubulin monoglycylase TTLL3. Gene Ontology annotation, molecular function: metal ion binding; ATP binding; nucleotide binding. Lineage: Eukaryota; Metazoa; Chordata; Amphibia; Anura; Pipidae. The transcript is spliced from 15 exons. The coding region runs from base 667 to 2724 and encodes 685 amino acids. The record is from RefSeq and is a predicted model, not a curated record.